UCUGUACCCUGCAUUAAGCAGAGACAGUUGGAAUCUGAUUGGCCGGUCUGUGUUGCUCCCGUAUGCUGUAGCGGAUCUUCUCUUGCAGGCGGCUGGGCGGAUUGGUCGGAAUGGAGUAUGUGCCACGAAGACGGGACGCAAUACCGCCAUCGCUACUGCGACAGUCACAGCCCGGGGCCCACGCAGUGUGUGGGGAACAACACGCAGUACAGAGAGUGCAUAUACAACGAGAUCCCAGUGAUUCUGCCGGCCUCCAGCAUCGAUGAGAACAAAGAAUGUGCAGGGUUCAGCCUCAUCCAUCUGAUCGCCACCGGCGUGUCGUGUUUCUUCGGCUCUAGCCUGCUGACGUUUGUGAUCUACGUCUAUUGCCAGCGGUGUCAGAGGCAGUCGCAGGAGUCCACCGUCAUUCACCCGGCGACCCCCAAUCACCUCCACUACAAGGGCAACUCCACGCCCAAGAAUGAGAAAUACACUCCUAUGGAGUUCAAGACUCUCAAUAAGAACAAUUUGCUCCCGGAUGACCGAACCAAUUUUUACCCGCUGCAGCAAACCAACGUCUACACGACGACGUACUAUCCCAGCACGCUGAGCAAAUACGACUUCCGGCCGGACUCCUCCCCGGGCAGGACUUUCACCAACAGCUGA
Messenger RNA from Staurois parvus, 645 nucleotides. The record is from the annotation of a GenBank genome assembly. NCBI's taxonomy places the organism in Eukaryota, Metazoa, Chordata, Amphibia, Anura, Ranidae.